Thunnus maccoyii (southern bluefin tuna) is the source of this 3888-nucleotide messenger RNA. It is a transcript of the gene aebp1a, whose product is annotated as AE binding protein 1a. The transcript has 20 exons. The record is from RefSeq and is a predicted model, not a curated record. Gene Ontology annotation, molecular function: RNA polymerase II transcription regulatory region sequence-specific DNA binding; metallocarboxypeptidase activity; DNA-binding transcription repressor activity, RNA polymerase II-specific. Lineage: Eukaryota; Metazoa; Chordata; Actinopteri; Scombriformes; Scombridae. Gene Ontology annotation, biological process: proteolysis; negative regulation of transcription by RNA polymerase II. Bases 393 to 3452 code for a protein of 1019 amino acids.
GUGAGGAGGAGGAGGAGGAGGGAGCAGGACGAGGCAGGGAGGUGUGCUGCUCUGCUGUUGCUGCUGCAUUUCUCCGCUCCAACACGACCAGGAGGCUGCUUUAAAACUUCCAGCCCUCCGCAUUUUCUUCCUCUCUCUGUUCUGUCUCUCCAUCAGGGAGGAGGAAGCUCGCUAGACCUCCACGAGCUCAUCCUUUUGAUUCUCUCCAUCCCUUUUUCAUUUCUUCAGAGACUUCUCAAAGUCUGCUGACCCGAGAUAUCUGUGCAUCUGCAGGUCAGAUGUUGGUUACCGUGAGUGCUCUUUAAAAGGACUUUCAGUUAUUUUUACAGCUAUUCUUGGAGUACGUCUGGUCUGUUUCAUCCCAGUCAGCGUUGUGUUUCCACUGGAGAGAAAUGAGGGCUGAAGUCCUUGUCGUCUGGGUGGCUUUGACCCUCUGCUGCGUCCUCGUCUGUGCCAGUGAAGAUGUCAAAGAGAACAAACUCUCCAGAGGACGAGUUCAGGUGAGAGAAGCCAGAGGACUGGUCAAGCACCGGAGACAAGGGGAGGAAGGAGAAGCUGAAAUGUCAGACGAGCCCGCUAAGGUGGUGGAAGAGGAGAGGACAAAACCAAAGAAGAAGAAAACACCUGAGGAAAUUGAGGCAGCCAGGGCAAAGAAAGCAGCAGAGAAGGAGGCCAAAGCAAAGAAGCAGAAAGCUCCUAAGCCCACCAAAAAGCCCAAACCCCCGAAACCCACCAAGAAACCCAAACCACCAAAGCCCACAAAGAAGCCAAAGGCGCCCAAAUCCACCAAGAAACCAAAGGCAACAACCACAGCACAGCCGAUGAAUAGGAAUCCUUCUCUGGACGAGGAAGAGGAGAAACUGCUGAUUGAACUCGGCUGGGACACAUUGUUUCGACCUGUGACGCCUGGGACUGGAAGGGAAGAGCCUAUUGAGCCAGGCCUUGAGGACGUGCCUGGUGGAUAUCCUGAUAAAAACAAGGUCAAACCUACUGAGACCAUCAUGUACAUACCAGAGGAAGCCACCACCGUCCCAUUCAUGGGUCCCUGGUAUGAAGAAUAUGAUUACACUGACUUGGCACUUAAGAAACAAGAAGAAGAGGAGGAGAGAGCUCGAAAGGAAAAGGCAGAAAAAGCUGAGCGGCUGAGGAAGCAGUGGGAGCAGGAGGAAGAGGAGAGACUGAAGCAGAUUCAGCAGAAACCUGCGGAACCAAAAAAGUGUCCUCCUCUGGGUUUGGAGUCUCACCGGGUGGAAGACGACCAGCUGCUGGCUUCCUCUCAGUCUCACCAUGGCUUCACGGCUCAGAGAGGACGCCUCAACAUGCAGGGCACUGAUAACGAGGAGGAUUUGUACGGCGGUGCCUGGUGCGCAGAGCCAGAGGAGACCAACCACUGGUUUGAGGUCGAUGCCCGCCGAGAGGUGGAGUUCUCCGGGGUCAUCACUCAGGGAAGAAACUCAGAGACAGUUGAGGAUUUCAUGUCGUCCUACUUUGUGGCCUUCAGUAACGACAGUCGUGACUGGACUACACUUCACGACGGCUACGCUGAGUGGCUGUUCUACGGGAAUGUGGACAAAGACACGCCGGUCAUGAAUCAGUUUUCUUCGCCCGUGGUGGCGCGUUACAUCCGCAUCCUUCCUCAGAGCUGGAACGGCAGCUUAUGUAUCAGAGCUGAGAUCUUGGCCUGUCAGCUACCCAGCAGCUACCGCAGCGAGAAUGAAGUCAACCCAUCAGACGACCUGGACUACAGACACCACAACUACAAGGAGAUGAGACAGAUGAUGAAGGUGAUAAAUGAGGAGUGUCCCAACAUCACCAGGAUCUACAACAUUGGUAAAAGUUCUCAGGGCCUGAAGAUGUACGCCAUGGAGAUCUCUGACAACCCGGGGGAGCACGAGACAGGUGAACCAGAAUUUCGUUACACGGCCGGUCUCCAUGGUAACGAGGCGCUGGGCCGAGAGCUCCUCCUCCUGCUGAUGCAGUUUCUGUGCAAGGAGUACAACGACGACAACCCCAGAGUGCGCCGCCUGGUGGACGGAGUGAGAAUACACCUGGUGCCCUCGCUCAACCCCGACGCUUACGAGCUGGCCUAUGAGAUGGGCUCGGAGAUGGGGAACUGGGCGCUGGGCCACUGGACUGAAGAAGGUUACGACAUCUUCCAGAACUUCCCAGACCUCAACAGCGUCUUGUGGGGAGCCGAGGACAGAGGCUGGGUCCCUCGCAUUGUACCCAACCAUCACAUCCCCCUCCCAGAAAACUUCCUCAAUGGAUCUAUCGGUGUUGAGACCAAAUCCAUCAUUUCCUGGAUGCAGCGCAACCCGUUCGUGCUGGGAGCUAAUUUGCAAGGAGGAGAAAAACUGGUCGCGUACCCGUUUGACAUGCAGCGUCCCCCGUCUACUUUGACCGACAGCCGACGCUGGAGAACGAACGCCGAGAUGAACGAGGAGACGUGGGCCCGCAUCCAGCGACAGAACGAGGGAGCUCUGAGGGAGACGCCAGACGACACCAUGUUUCGGUGGUUGGCGAUGUCGUACGCCCACAGUCACCUGACCAUGACGGAGACCUACAGAGGCUCCUGUCACGGGGAUGAUGUCACCGGCGGACAGGGCAUCACCAACAGAGCCAGCUGGAAGCCAGUGGUGGGCAGUAUGAACGACUUCAGCUACCUGCACACCAACUGCUUCGAGCUCUCCAUCUUCUUGGGCUGUGACAAGUUUCCUCAUGAGAGUGAACUUCCUCUUGAGUGGGAGAACAACCGCGAGGCUCUGCUGUCCUUCAUUGAACAAGUACAUCGAGGGAUAAAAGGGUUAGUGAGAGACGUGGAGGGGAAUCCGCUGCCUAAUGCCACCAUAUCUGUGGACGGAAUACGGCAUGACGUCAGAACUGCUGCAGGUGGUGAUUACUGGCGGCUGCUGAAUCCCGGCGAGUACCGAGUCACGGCGAAGGCCGACGGCUACACCCCUCAGACUAGACUCUGCAUGGUGGGCUACGACUCCGGAGCCACUUCCUGCAGCUUCACCUUGACCAAAUCCAACUGGGAUCGCAUCAAACAGAUCAUGGCUCUCAACGGUAAGAGGCCCAUUCGACUCGUCCCCAAAACCAACGUGGUGAAAGCGACGUCAGCCACCGUGGAGGUCACCGGCGAAGACGAAAGGACAGACUCUCACGCCAACGCUCAGAAAGCAGAGCGACUCAGGCGGCUACGGAUCAUGCGCUUACGCAGGCUGCGUCUGCAGAGAAUACGAGCCGGUCUUGGUACAACAACGACUACAACAACAACUACAACAACAACAACAACAACACCCCCCACAACAAUACGUGAAACUGAGAGUACGACUUCCUGGUAUGACUCCUGGUUUCCUGUGGACAGCUGGUCAACGGAGAACCCCUUCGACAGCGUCAUCUUUGACUCUGUCCCCACACAGGACUAUCCUUUUGAAUUCACUAUUGAUUGAUUAGCACACGUAGUGAAGCAAAAUCAUUUUUAUACAAAGAUCUUAUUAACCACUUCAGUUUUUUGCAGCUAUACAAACACACAAUACGUACAGUACUGUAGGUCUUUAAUGGUUUAGAUCCCAGAGAGUUUUCACCUGUAGGGUUUACUUUUUAAAGUUUGUUUUUAAGGGAAUAUCUGUGAGAUUAAUAUUUUUUUGUUUCUUUACAUAGAAUUAAUCUAGAAAAAAAAAGCCUCUGCUGAGCAGAAACUAUAGAUGAUCAAUACAACAAUAUUCUGUACAUCACAACAGGUUAUUAUUAGGUUUGUCUCCAUAAAGAAAUCUAUGUAUCUUCUUAUGUUUCUUUAAUGGCUUUUCAGUGUUAUUGCUGGCCUCAGAUAAACUGAUAAUGUACUGCUGAAUGCAUUUGUUUAAAAUUAAAUAAUUUUCUACAAUA